This is a messenger RNA of Colossoma macropomum (tambaqui), 820 nucleotides long. It is a transcript of the gene arpc4l, whose product is annotated as actin related protein 2/3 complex, subunit 4, like. Bases 200 to 706 code for a protein of 168 amino acids. Gene Ontology annotation, molecular function: actin filament binding. The record is from RefSeq and is a predicted model, not a curated record. NCBI's taxonomy places the organism in Eukaryota, Metazoa, Chordata, Actinopteri, Characiformes, Serrasalmidae. Gene Ontology annotation, biological process: Arp2/3 complex-mediated actin nucleation; actin filament polymerization. The transcript is spliced from 7 exons. Gene Ontology annotation, cellular component: Arp2/3 protein complex; actin cytoskeleton.
UUUUCGCGUAAUAAUUAUUACUCGUCAAGAGGUACAGAUCGGUGAAAGAGAGAACUCCAGCUACCAUUCUGCUUUCUUAAACACAAACCGAACCGGACCGUCUAUUUGCCAUAUAUGGAAGAAAAAGCGAAUCAAGAAGGCGCACGAAGGCUGCAGGCGUGGCGCAGACACUUCCGCCUUCCUCAAAAGCCAACAGAAAAUGACGGCGACUUUGCGGCCAUACCUGAACGCUGUGCGGGCCACCCUGCAAGCAGCCCUGUGUUUGGAGAACUUCUCCUCUCAAGUGGUGGAACGGCACAACAAGCCAGAGGUGGAAGUUAGGAGCAGCAAAGAGUUGCUGUUGCAGCCGGUGGUAAUUAGCCGCAAUGACAAAGAGAAGGUUCUCAUAGAGGGCUCCAUUAACUCUGUGCGGGUCAGCAUCGCCGUCAAACAGGCGGAUGAGAUUGAGAAGAUCUUGUGCCACAAAUUCAUGCGUUUCAUGAUGAUGAGAGCGGAGAACUUCUUCAUUUUGCGGAGGAAACCUGUGGAGGGCUAUGACAUCAGUUUCCUCAUCACCAACUUCCACACGGAGCAGAUGUACAAGCAUAAGCUGGUGGACUUUGUCAUCCACUUCAUGGAGGAGAUCGACAAGGAGAUCAGUGAGAUGAAGCUGGCCGUCAACGCCCGUGCUCGUAUCGUCGCCGAGGAAUUCCUCAAAAACUUUUGAGGACCAGUCUCUGGAAUCAUUCGCUCCUGUGACUUGGCCGUCGCUGGGGUUCCCAUGGAGAAAGAGAGAGAGAGAGAGACAGAGAGGCAUCGCAGACUUCUACAGCUCAACAGA